CUUACUACUUCUGAAUAAUUGCGUAAGUUGAAGUGCUUUUUUUUUUAAAUUAUAAUUUUUGAUAUCUGUUAUCACAAAUCUCAUAACUUUUUACAAAUUCUUUUAUACAUAUUAUAACGAUAAAUCUAAUAAAUAAUAAUAAAAUCACAAUCAAUCCAUUAUUCAAGUAAAUUAAUUUUAUCUUUAUUCGAAGGAUAAGAGUUACACUUAAGAUUUUUGAUCUUAUUAGUAGAAUAUUUAGCUUUGGAUAAGAAACACGCAAAAAUGAAGACUACGUGGAUAUUUUUAGGCCUUUUUUUAAUUUGUGCCAAUGUCAAAAUUAUUUUGGGAUUCGAUUCGACAACUGGUCUCUACUCUUCUUUUAUAACGAAUCAGUGGCCAGAAGAAGUAAUUGAAAAAUUUAGGGAACAUAAGACACUCUUUGCGGUACUGACUGGAAAAUAUUUAAAGGAUGAUAUGCUUUCUUGUGUUGCAUGCAAUUUAUUAUUCACCGGAAUACUUUUAGAAAAGAACUAUGAUAUGACUAGUAUUCAAUUAUCAUCUGAAGCUGAAUAUUUCUGUGAGAUAUUAGGCUUAGAAUCUACAAAUGUCUGUGACGGUGUUAUAUACCCUCAUGUAGAUGUUCUUAGCUAUAUAAUCGACAACAAAAAGGAAGUUAAUAGUCAGCAAAUAUGUAGUCUCAUAAUGAAAUGCGACCAGGGCAACGAAACGUUUAAUUGGACCAUAGAUAUUCCCGAUGGUACACCGGCCGAAAAAGUUCCAGAUGGUAACACUACCUUUAAAGUUGGUCAUAUAACGGAUAUACAUUUUGAUCCUUUAUAUACGGAGGGUAAAGUUGCAGACUGUCAUGAACCCUUAUGUUGUCAAAAUGAUCAAGCAGAUGCCACAAAAGGAGAGGAUGCUUGCGGACAUUUUGGUACAUAUAAACAAGCUGAUGCGCCCCAAGUAUUGCUUGAGGAGGCUUUAGACCAACUUGCACAACAGAAACCAGAAUUCGUUUACUUUACUGGAGAUUUAGUGAGUCAUCGUGUUUGGGGAACCAGUCCUGAAUUUAAUGGGAAUAUAAUUAAAAAGGCAAUGGGUUUAUUUGCUGAAAAACUUGGAAAUAUUCCUGUGUAUCCCAUACUAGGAAACCAUGAAGCUCAUCCUGUUAAUCUGUAUGCUCCAUUGGAUACAUCGGAAGAUGAAAUAUCUUCAGACUGGUUAUACGAUGUGAUUUUAGAUACCUGGACCGAACAUGACUGGUUAGAUAAAGAAGCUGUAAAGAAAACUAUUCUUGCAGGUGGUUACUAUACAGUCAAGACCGCCAGAGGUCUACGACUUAUUGUUUUGAACAAUAACGUUUGCUCGAGAGAAAAUUGGUGGAAUUUAUAUAAUAGCGAAGAUCCUUACGGGCAACUCAAAUGGUUAGCUGAUACCUUGCUGGAAGCUGAAAAAAAUAAGGAGAUUGUUCAUAUUUUAUAUCACAUUCAAACAUCCUCUUGUAUUGGAAGUUGGGGACGAGCAUACAAUCAAAUCUUAAAAAGAUUCCAGAACACAAUCGCAGCCCAAUUCAAUGGUCAUACUCACAGGGACCAAUUCUUCAUACAUUAUGAUAAUGACACUAAUGAGAACAAUAUGAGUACACCGAUUGGGGUUACGUUUAAUGGUGGAUCCCUAAUGCCCGAUGAAGCUAAUCCCAACUACAAGAUAUUAUCAAUCGAUGCUAACAGCUUUAACGUCAAAGAUUUCGAAACCUACACAUUUGAUUUAGAUGAAGCAAACAAGAACCAAAAAAUAGACUGGAUAAAGCUCUAUUCAUUUAAAGAUUCUUUCCACGUUGAUAGUUUAUCACCAGCAGAUCUUAGCGAUUUGGUAAUAAAUAAAAUGAAAAAUGACACAGUAGUGGAUCUAUACAACAGAUUUUUCUACCGUGGCAGUUCAAAGGCUAACCAGACAUAUGUCGGUCGGGAUUUAAGAUGUCAGAUUUUAUUGACUGUGGAGGGAGAAGCUGAUAUGUGCAACCACUUGUAAUAAUUUUUUAUUAAAAUAUUAUUCAUUACUUCUUAUGCAGUCAGAAUAAAAAAAGUUAUUAAUUAAA
Diabrotica virgifera virgifera (western corn rootworm) is the source of this 2080-nucleotide messenger RNA. Its product is annotated as sphingomyelin phosphodiesterase. The transcript has 10 exons. Gene Ontology annotation, cellular component: lysosome. Gene Ontology annotation, molecular function: acid sphingomyelin phosphodiesterase activity. The coding region runs from base 265 to 2013 and encodes 582 amino acids. Gene Ontology annotation, biological process: ceramide biosynthetic process; sphingomyelin catabolic process. The record is from RefSeq and is a predicted model, not a curated record. Lineage: Eukaryota; Metazoa; Arthropoda; Insecta; Coleoptera; Chrysomelidae.